GAAACCAAAGACACACUAAACAUUGAUUAUACAUGCACGUGUAAAACACAUGUUGCCGUUUCUUUGAACGCAGUCCUCAAAAUCCUCGAACUUAGAUCCUCGUCGUAUAUUUCCAUGUUUUUAGUUUGUGUCUUUUUUUAACCAAUAUUUGUAGUUUUUUUUCUUUUCUUUGAGUCUAUAAUCUUUAAUUUUGCCACUUUCUUUGAAAUCAUCGUCAUUUUCAUUUGACUCGUUAACGCAAAUUUUUUUUAGCCCAAUUCAAUCUCUCUCUGAAAAAAUUCUCCAUUUUUAUGGCAUUUCCAUAACCCCUUCAGCUCAAAAAACGGAUCUUUCCUCCACCCAUUUGGCUGUUUUUGUUGUUAAAGAAGAGAUUUUGUUGGGAAAAAUGAAUGGAAAUGAAAAUGAAGUUGUUUUUGAAAUUGGGGUGGUGAUUCCAAGGAGAAUUAUACAAGAAAAAGACGAAUCUUGUGAUUGUGCUUAUGUUCUUAUUGAGGAAUUUAAGAAGGUUGGGUUUGUAGUUGAAAGAAUUAUUGGCAUUGCAGAUGAGUUCAUUAAGUUGGCUGCACCUUUGGAGACAUUAGGAAGAGCUGCAGCUGAACUACAAAUAAAGAAACGGACUCAUAUAGGUAUGGAUUUACAAUUUGAGGUGGAAGAGGUUGAAGCUUUCGUGAAACAACCUGAUGGUUCUAUUUUCAGUUGGUGCGAGCGUUUUCAUUGCUACUGUCAUUUGAUAUAUGGAAUAGUAAACAACAGCAAAUCAGCGAUAAUCCUUAAAUUUGACGGAAAAGAAAUCUAUUGGGAAACCGGGGAGAAUCUGAUUCAGAAAUUGGAAUCAGAGAACAUUAUCAAGCAAGUCUUUCCUUUACAUGAUGAAAAGACUAGAAAGAAACUUCUCAGAACUUGGGCUCUUCAUUGGUGGGACUUCACGAGUCAGCCAAUCGACGAGAUUUAUUCAUAUUAUGGGGCAAAGAUUGCAGUAUAUUUUGCUUUUCUUGGAAUGUACACGCGAUGGCUGUUCUUCCUCGCUGCAUUUGGUCUUACAUUGCAAUUGAUUGAGUUUAGGUCAAUGAAAUUAGUAGUGCUUCCUGUUUUCUUUGUAGUGGUGAUACUUUGGGCUGUAAUGUUUUGUCAAUUCUGGAAACGUAAAAAUUCAGCACUUCUAGCCAGAUGGCCUCUUAGCUCUGCAGUUGCAGCUGAUCCAGGAUACAAGAUUCCAGGGAGGAAGGGAAGUUCCCUACAGCCACCAAUGGAACUCCUUAAAGUAUUUGAGACUGAUAGAGCAAAAGGGAAGGAAGUAUUUCAGAGAUAUGAGUGGUUAGGGCGUUUUAUGCGAUUCAGAAACGACGCUAUCAUUAUCUUCAGCAUAAUAUGUCUCCAGUUACCUUUUGAGUUGGCAUACGCACAUCUUUAUGAAGUUAUUGGUUCCGAUGUAUAUAAGUUUGGGCUCACUGCUGUUUAUCUUUUCGCCAUUCAGUAUAUUACUAAGAUUGGAGGUCAGGUAUCUGUCAAACUUAUCAAAAAUGAAAACAACGAAAACACAGAAAAGCGGUCUGACAGCUUGGUCUACAAGGUGUUUGGUCUGUAUUUUAUGCAGACAUACAUUGGAAUUUUUUAUCAUGCCUUGUUGCACCGUAACUUCUCAACUCUUCGCAAAGUUUUGAUUCAGCGGCUCCUUCUGUCGGAGGUUUUGGAAAACUUGGUGGAAAAUUCAUUGCCUUAUCUCAAGUACAGCUAUAAAAAGUACAGCGUUCGACAUAAGAAGAAGAGAGAAAAAGGAGAAUCAACAGAUAAGAUUCAAUUUAGCUCUAGAGUAGAGAAAGAGUACCUAAAGCCUUCUUACUCUGCCAGCAUCGGCGACGAGCUUGAAGAUGGGUUAUUUGAUGAUUUCUUAGAGUUGGCAUUGCAGUUUGGCAUGAUUUUGAUGUUUGCUUGCGCAUUCCCACCUGCAUUUGCUUUUGCUGCUGUGAACAACAUUAUGGAAAUCAGGACAGAUGCCCUAAAGCUGAUAGUAAUUUUGAGACGGCCUGUCCCUCGUGCCGCUGCGACUGUAGGAGCCUGGCUUAACAUAUUUCAGUUUCUCACGGUGAUGUCAAUUUGCACCAACUGUGCUCUUUUAGCUUGGCUAUAUGACGAGGAAGGGAAAUGGAAAGUAGAACCUGGACUUGCAGCAAUUUUGAUCAUGGAACAUGUCCUUUUGUUGAUUAAGUUCGGUUUCUCUCGCUUGGUUCCUGAUGAACCUGCUUGGGUAAGAGCGAACCGUGCGAAACACACUACACAGGCACAGGAUUUGUGUUCUAAGAAACUUUUAAGGACAAUCUCUGGAGGAAAAAGGAACUUUGGAGAGAUGAAGACGAAGACGACGUAGUUAUAGUGAUGUUUUCAGUUAUUUGAGUCUCACUUUUUUGACACUCCAGCAAAAGAGAAAGAAAGGUCAAGCUGGAUUUUUGUUUUCUCCAUUUUCUAUGGCUUAAAUGUAUAUUAACAAAGGGGUUUUGCAGUAAUUGUAAAUAUAAAAAUUACUAAUUAAUGACAGUUCUUCAAAAUGUCAAUGAAACAAGGUUUGUGUCUA
Messenger RNA from Medicago truncatula (barrel medic), 2569 nucleotides. RefSeq names its product anoctamin-like protein At1g73020. Lineage: Eukaryota; Viridiplantae; Streptophyta; Magnoliopsida; Fabales; Fabaceae. The transcript is spliced from 16 exons. The coding region runs from base 386 to 2365 and encodes 659 amino acids. The record is from RefSeq and is a predicted model, not a curated record. Gene Ontology annotation, biological process: chloride transmembrane transport. Gene Ontology annotation, molecular function: chloride channel activity.